Molecule: messenger RNA, 2861 nt
Organism: Bombina bombina (fire-bellied toad)
Lineage: Eukaryota; Metazoa; Chordata; Amphibia; Anura; Bombinatoridae
Product: oocyte zinc finger protein XlCOF6.1
Exons: 6
Coding region: 406-1416 (336 amino acids)
Biological process (GO): regulation of transcription by RNA polymerase II
Molecular function (GO): RNA polymerase II cis-regulatory region sequence-specific DNA binding; DNA-binding transcription factor activity
Source: RefSeq, a predicted model, not a curated record
UUUUUACAUUAAGUGCUUUAUUACAGUCGUGUGUAGGCUGUCAUGUUUUUACUUUUGUUACUACAAUAAAGGAAGUUUUACUUUUCUUUGGAGAGAGAUUUUUUGCGCUACAAGUGGGGACAAUCCAUUGGAAUAUAUUCUAUUUACUCAGACGCUGACUACAGACCGGCUCAGUCUCCACAGCUGCAGAUCUCCAUACACCCUGAGCCAAUUGCUCCCCAGCGUGUUACCGGACAGUGAGUGGUAUACAGGUUCCUGUUACUGUGAGGAGCGCACCGCACACUAGACAUCCGUAGUGAUAUCCGGUUGGUGAGCGGUACUGUGUCUGAGCAAAACCCGAGCACAACCUCAGAUCCUGAUGUGGAUCACGAUGGUCGUGUCCCUGCAUCCUGCUCAACUGCCACAAUGACUGAACCACAGGAAAAACCCUGGGACCAGGUGAAGGUUGAGGAGGAGGAAAUCCCAAUAAAAACAGAAAAUGCAGACCUGGAGCCUUUAACGGUGAAGGAGGAGCCUGAGACGGACGGGAUGAGUUACCAUCACACAGAGAUACCCUCUGAUUUGUCUGCUGAUGAAGAGGAUGACAUAUUAAAAGUGGAGAUAACGGACGAUUUGUAUGUAAGGGACGAGCAGGAAGCUCCAGAACAAGAAAUGUGUGAAAAUUUCAGCACAGAUGAAUGUUUCAAGUUAAACGCAAAUUUUGAAUAUAGAAAACCAUUUACCUGUUUAGAAUGUGGGAAGUGUUUUACGCAGAAGCCAUCGCUCCUUGCACAUCAGAGCAUUCAUACAGGACAGAAACAGUUUUCCUGCUCUGAUUGUGGAAAAUAUUUUACCUAUCAAUCAAACCUGAUUCGACAUCAAAAAAUUCACACGGGAGAGAAACCAUAUAAGUGUGCGUUAUGCGGGAAAUGUUUUACCCAGCAGUCGAGCCUUAUUACCCAUCAGCGGAUUCAUACUGGGGAGAAACCGUUUGCCUGUUCAGUUUGUGGGAAGCAUUUUACUUAUCACUCGCAUAUGAUUCGACAUCAGAAAAGUCAUACGGGAGAAAAGGCGUAUUCGUGUCCAGAAUGUGGUAAAUGUUUUACGCAGCAACCAACGCUUAUUGCGCAUCAGAGAAUUCAUACAGGGGAGAAGCCAUUUUCCUGUUUAGAUUGUGGCAAAUGUUUUAAUUAUCGACGAGACCUUCAGCGGCACAAGAAAACGCACACCGGAGAGAAACCUUUUUCGUGUUCUGAUUGUGGAAAAUGUUUUAUUCAGCAGUCAGACCUUCACCGGCAUCAGAAAAUUCACACCGGAGAGAAACCCUUUUUGUGUUCUGACUGCGGGAAAAGUUUUAGUUGCAAAUCAAACCUUCUGAGUCACAUGAAGACGCAUAGAGCCAACACAAGUAUAGACAUUCUCAACGUGACGUUGUAAAAGGCAAUUUAGUUCCUCAUGUAAAUAAACUGUGCAAUGUGUUUUUAUAUGGUGCCUGCUCUUCCUGUAAUUGUGUUUUGUUGCCUUCAUUGAUGCUGGAGUACAGGAUCCAAAACAAUGACCCUGCAACAAGCUACACAGUAAAUGCUGCUCCAGUAGCUAAUCUGUUCCUAAUAGGCUACAGCAAAGGAGAUAUGGUAAUCCUACUCAAUGUAUCUUAAUGGGUGUGUCUAUGGACUGCAAACAAUGAUAGUUUUUAAUAAUUUUGUUUUGUGCACUUAACUGAAAUAAAUAUAUAUACAUAAAUACUAUAUAAACAAACAAUAUAUACAUGCGCACACACAAAAUAUAUAUAUAUAUAUAUAUAUACACACACACACUGUAUAUAUACACGUAUGUGUUUUUAUUUACGUGUGUGUAUAUAUAUAUAUAUAUAUAUAUCUUUGUCACGUGUGUCAUAUAUAUAUAUAUAUAUAUAUAAUCUGUUUUGUGUGUGUGUAUAUAUACAUAAUAUAUAUUUAUCAUUACUGCUGGUCCAUUAUGUGUUAUAUAAGAUGAGAAUUGUAAACAUUUGUAUCACAAUGGGAUGAGACUGUGGAAUUAUAUUAUACCAGUUAUACACCUCUGGUUUUGUGUUAAUAUUGUAAUUUGUAAAGCACUCCCUAGUGAGGUCAGAGAGCUAAUUGUGUAAUGUAGGUUUACAACAUGCUGUAAAUUGCCCUAACCAGCUAUUUAUGUACAGGUUACAGAAUUGACAGACAAUGGUUUAACCCUCAAUUACAGCAACAUACCCUAAACAUCGCCUGUCACAAGGGGCUUCCUGGGUUGUAACAGCGCAGGUCUUAUGGACUGAGCUAUUUCUGUAUGCUUUCUCUUGCCGCUGUCCAUGAGACACCCCUAGAUGUGCAACAGACGUGCCAUGUACACUAAUGGGUUAAUUACCUUUUAAGUAAUAAUGCAAGAAAGGUACUGACCCAUUAAACCUGUUACACAGACAUAGCAUCUUGUCCUACUGCUAGCCUGUAUAUUUACUGACAUGAUACUCUGUAACCGACCGCAUACUGCUAGCCUGUAUAUUUACUGACGUGAUACUCAGUAACCAAUCACGUUAUUGGCUUAUCGAUAGAGAUAAAUGAGAGAUCCGGAACAUAAUACCAAGUGAUGGCGUCUGGAUUAACCCUGCUUCCCGUGGGUUUCAUGUUUCUGUAUCCCAAGUGCUAUACAAAUAAAUGAUAAUAUUGCUUAUUAAGGGUCAAUGCUGUAGCAGUGUUUAUAUAAUUUAGUAAUUGCAUGUCACUUUUUUUUAUUAUUAUGGUAAAACUUGUUACUAUGUAAGUAUUGGUGACAUCAAUAAAUAUUAAAACUGAAAUAAUGUCUUUUUGAAGGGAGAAAUAAUUGUAAUACUUCCAUAGAAGAUAUGUUAAUAAAUAUAUUUCAUCAUGUUA